This is a messenger RNA of Salvelinus sp. IW2-2015, 784 nucleotides long. RefSeq lists its product as uncharacterized. Gene Ontology annotation, molecular function: RNA polymerase II cis-regulatory region sequence-specific DNA binding; DNA-binding transcription factor activity, RNA polymerase II-specific. Gene Ontology annotation, cellular component: PcG protein complex; chromatin; transcription regulator complex. Lineage: Eukaryota; Metazoa; Chordata; Actinopteri; Salmoniformes; Salmonidae. The record is from RefSeq and is a predicted model, not a curated record. Gene Ontology annotation, biological process: regulation of transcription by RNA polymerase II.
GAUGGGGGAGCAAGAUGGUUGGCUGGAGGCUAACAGUGUAGACUGGAUGGCCAUCUUGGAUUCCCAGACCCAGACCCUGAAGGGCUCCAGGGAUGACAUCAACAAGCCAGCCUGGACCAGAGGCGACAUAGUGGCGGCCAGUGGAUGGGAUAGCGUCCUUAACUCUGGGCUUGGGAGCAUUGUUCAACAUAACCAGAAACUGACAGUUGAACACAAAACAACAUCUAAACUUAAACUCCAUGACAACAUACUGGUUGAGGCAAGGGUGAGGCGUAGAUUUGGUCCACUGGGACGGGGAGGUGUCCGUAUGAGAACAGACACAGACUCGGCUAGCAAUUCUCCGUCCUGCUCCUAUAGUUGUGAUUCAGAGAGACUGAUGGGGCCUCAGGUUUACCCCCUAACAGGUUCUGCCUUCAGCCUGCCUUCUAAAGGUUCUAUCAACUUGAACAUGGACCCUGCGACAACACAGACACUCUCUGGCCUUCGUCCUCCUCACACUCUCCUGUUAAACCAGACCUCAGACAAUAUCAGUGCCUCAACACUUAAUGGCUACACAAGUCCAUUGACAAAUGACAGUAGUAGUAGUAACGCUAUCAGCAGAUCCAGUGGCAAAGAGAAGCGCUUCCCGUGUUCAUUCUGUGGGAAAGCCUUCAGUUUCCCCAAACAGAUGGAGAUCCACCAGAGGAUGCACACGGGGGAGAAACCAUUUGGCUGCCAGCUGUGCCGGGCCAGUUUCUCUCAAUCAUCCAACCUGAAGAGUUUCCAGUCCAUGAAGAUCUGCUGA